AUGUCUAUUAUUCCACCAAAAGCCCCUUGGAUGAGUGAGGAAGAAUACAACAAAUUAUAUGGAAUUCAUUCUGAAAAGGAAACCAAUCCUGAUAAAGAAAAAAAUACUUCAAAUAAUGAUAUGGAAAAGGAUGAAAAUAAACCAGUAAUUCCAACAAAAACAUCAGGUAGGAUUACAAAAUCUAGAAAAAGAACAAACUAUGAGUUAGAAGAAGCUAAAAGGAAAAAGGAACAAGAAAAAAUGAUUGAAGAUCAAAUCAAACAGCACGAAAUUGAAAUGACGGCCAAGAAAAUCAUUAAUGUUGAUCAGGUCGUCAUAGACCAUUAUAACCAACGAACUAAAAUCUCUAAAACUUCUAAGCGUCAAUACUCUCCUAUCAUUAAGUUAAGAAAUUUUAACAACGCAAUCAAAUACAUGUUGAUUGAUAAAUACACCAAAAGCGGUGAUGUUGUUUUGGAACUAGGUUGUGGUAAAGGUGGUGAUUUGAAAAAAUAUGCCAACUGCCAUAUUUCACAGUUAAUUGGAAUAGAUAUAUCCAAUGAAUCAAUUGUUGAAGCUUCUGGAAGAUACGAAAGAUCAAGGAGAAGCUUGGGCUACGAUGUUGUUUUUAUAACUGGUGAUUGUUUUGGUGAGUCCUUAGGUGUGGCAGUAAACCCAUUUCCAGAAUGUAAGUUCCCUUGUGAUGUUGUUUCCGCUCAAUUUUGUUUGCAUUAUGCUUUUGAAACUGAGGAAAAGGCGAAAAUAACAAUCUCUAAUAUCACAAAAUCAUUAAAAGUUGGUGGUUAUUUCUUUGCAACCAUACCUGACUCAGAGUUCAUAAGAUAUAAAUUGAAUAAGAUGAAUAAAGAUAUGGAGAAGCCAGCAUGGGGCAAUUCCAUAUAUAAAGUUCGCUUUGAAAACAAUGAGUAUAUUAAGAAUGGUUAUGAAUUUACAUCUCCUUAUGGACAGAUGUACACUUUUUAUUUAAAGGACGCAAUAGACAAUGUUCCGGAGUACGUGAUACCAUUUGAAACUUUAAGAAGUUUGGCCGAUGAAUAUGGGAUGGAGUUAAAAUUAAAAAUGAGCUUUAGCGAAUUUUUUGCAAAGGAAAUUCCACAAUGGUUUAAGAGGUUUUCACCAAAAAUGAGGGAAGGUUUACAAAGAAGUGAUGGCAAGUAUGGUGUUGAAGGGGAUGAAAAGGAAAUAGCAGCAUAUUUUUAUGCUGUUGUCUGUUUCCGUAAGGUACGUUAA
This is a messenger RNA of Saccharomycodes ludwigii, 1230 nucleotides long. RefSeq names its product mRNA (guanine-N7)-methyltransferase (gene ABD1). The record is from RefSeq and is a predicted model, not a curated record. The coding region runs from base 1 to 1230 and encodes 409 amino acids. Lineage: Eukaryota; Fungi; Ascomycota; Saccharomycetes; Saccharomycodales; Saccharomycodaceae. The transcript has a single exon. Gene Ontology annotation, biological process: 7-methylguanosine mRNA capping. Gene Ontology annotation, molecular function: mRNA 5'-cap (guanine-N7-)-methyltransferase activity. Gene Ontology annotation, cellular component: nucleus.